AUGAAACCCUUCGAGUUAUACACAGAUGCCUCUGGUUAUGCGAUCAGAGCAGUGCUGGAACAAGACGGCAAACCCAGCGGCUUCCUCAGCCAAAUCAUGAGCCCCACGCAACAGAGAUACUCGAUCUACGAUCAGGAACUCUUGGCGUUGGUCAUGGCACUCGACAAGCGGUCGCCCUUGCUCCGUGUCUCCAAGGUAACGGCUUACACUGAUCAUCGAGCUCUCACCCAUCUCCAACGACUCCAAGCAUCGAAGCCUCUUCGCGGACACACCGCCCGGUGGCUAGACUUUCUUGCGGAGUUCCCGGAUUUGCGCAUCACUUAUAUUCAAAAAGCGAGCAAUCAAGUUGCUCAUGCCUUGUCUCGCCGUCCCGGUGUUCAUAAUAUCUACUUGCACGACACACAAUCGGUACCACUGAUGCUCGCAAUAGGACAAGCAAGCGCGGCUCCCCGCUCUCGUAGUCGGCCUGCCAACUACAGGGAGCUCGCCGGAAUUCGUUCGCGACGACCUAGACGGCGCAGCCUGCCGUCCGCAGCUUCAUCUGCGCCGCCGGAACCCAACGCAGAGGCAGAGCAUCCUACACUCACAACGAAGACACCAGCUGACCCUCCUGAUGUGCGCCAAUGGCCGCAAGCUUACUUGAAGUGUCCUGUUUUUCGCGUUCCCUACAAAGCCGCAGCAGACCAACCAGGAGAAGCUCUGCAAAUCGAGCUUUGUAAUCGUCAAUUUACCUUUCGCUACGUAGAGCCUUACCUGCACAUCCGCGUUCAUGGACUGUGGCGCAUCUGCCUCGCACAAUUCCCUGAGUUCCUUACCCAAGUUCUGCAUUCACAUCAGGACCGUGUCACAACCGGCUAUAGAGGCCAGAAGAAGACUUUUGCAGCUCUCAGGAAGCACUACUACUGGCCAGGAAUGCGCGCCUACACUACUGCUUAUGUUGAGUGA
Messenger RNA from Eimeria tenella, 945 nucleotides. RefSeq lists its product as uncharacterized. The transcript has a single exon. The record is from RefSeq and is a predicted model, not a curated record. NCBI's taxonomy places the organism in Eukaryota, Apicomplexa, Conoidasida, Eucoccidiorida, Eimeriidae. Bases 1 to 945 code for a protein of 314 amino acids.